Hemibagrus wyckioides is the source of this 4558-nucleotide messenger RNA. Its product is annotated as ADAMTS-like protein 2. The transcript has 18 exons. NCBI's taxonomy places the organism in Eukaryota, Metazoa, Chordata, Actinopteri, Siluriformes, Bagridae. Gene Ontology annotation, cellular component: extracellular matrix. Gene Ontology annotation, biological process: extracellular matrix organization. The coding region runs from base 1 to 2823 and encodes 940 amino acids. The record is from RefSeq and is a predicted model, not a curated record. Gene Ontology annotation, molecular function: metalloendopeptidase activity.
AUGCCCAUCAUUGGUUCUCCCUCUGUUUCUGGCGGUGUUUUAAGAUCAGGGGGCGAGGACUCCCCUCUCUCACACGAACCAUGCACUGCCUCUGGACCACAGCAUUCCUACAAACGCUCUUUCAUUGCCUUUUCUUCAACAUACGGACAUUUGAUAAAGCCGCAGCGUUCAGCAUUAAGCAGGGAGGGGACGGAGGAGCUCCACCCGGAUGAAGUGGCUCAGUGGUGGGGUGAAUGGAGCAGCUGGUCGACCUGUAGCUGGACAUGCGGUGGAGGCGUUCGCUCACAGGAGCGCCACUGUCUGCAGCAGAGGCUCACCACCACACACAACAUUAACAGUUCCUUCUGUGCUGGAUCGCCUAAGCAGUAUCAAUUGUGUACUAACCAGCCCUGCCCUAACAGCAGAAUCGGCUUCAAACAGCACCAGUGCUCCCAGUUCAACUCCAAAGCCUUCAGCAGGAAACACUACGAGUGGGUUCCCCUCUAUCCAGAUGAUUACAUCAGCAUUUCCAGCAAGCCGUGUGACCUGCAGUGCACCACCACCACGGGAGAGAGACAGCUAUUGGUUCCGGCUCACGACGGGACCUCUUGCAGAAAUGGUGUCUACAAGGGCGUCUGUAUCGAGGGCCAGUGCCAGGUGGUGGGGUGUGAUGGGAAACUGUACUCUAGUAAAAAUAUAGACAAAUGUGGCAUCUGCGGUGGAAACGGUGACACGUGCUACCGGAUCUCAGGAUCAUUCCGGAAAGGGAUCACACAGUUAGGCUACGCCUUUAUAACCAACAUACCUGUUGGAGCCACGGACAUCCAGAUCGUGGAGCGGCGAAAGACUGAAAACAUCUUGGCUCUAUCCGAUGAAGCCGGCCACUUCUUCUUUAACGGCAACACUGUAAUCGACAACCCACGCAACUUCCCCAUAGCAGGGACAGUGUUUAAGUACCGGAGGCCAGUGAACCUCUUCUCAGAUGGCUUUGAGUACAUCAUGGCCCAGGGUCCUACCCAGCAGGGCCUGAACGUCAUGUAUUACAACCUUAACGGAAAGAUGCCUCACAUCACGUACGAGUACACGGUGCCUCGUGUGUCCUCCACGCCAGCAUCGUCCACCCAGGAGCAGCCUCCACUGGCCAGCAUGAUGGGCAACGCUUCCUAUUCACAGCUCCCCAUCACCGGGAAUGAAGUGGAGGCUCGCGAUGGGAAAGGUGAGGAGGAGAAGAAGCAGAGUGCACCUCCGGAUCCUAAGGGGAACAUGGAGGCACGUGGAGAUGUUCGGUGGGAGCACCAGGCUCCUUGUAACCUCAGCAAAAAACCUGAGGUGUUGCGAAUAACAGUGUCUGGAGUGGUUCUCCGUAACGAGCUGGGAAAGCAGGACGGAUUUGGCUCCAAAUUUAACCUGGUUGAAGGACGCUCGUCCAGUGUGACUAACGAGACACAGCCCAUGGCAAAGAGUGUGAAGAGUAGUUCCCCAGUGAAGAACAGCCUCGCUCUGCAGAUCCACAUGACGAGCCAGAGAGAGCCCGACUUCAAGCCCGAGACAAACAGCACCUCAGAGCACAGAACCAAACUCCUCCCACUCCAGCAGGGGGCACCAGAGCGCCUCCCACUCACUGACAGUAAUGAGUUUGAGGUGGUAUCUCUUGACCAGGACGUCAGUCUGGCAGUCUCGUACAGAUGGAAGGUAUCUGCGUACGCACCCUGCAGUUCAACUUGUACCACAGGUAUCAGCACAGCAUAUGCUUUGUGUGUAAGAUAUGAUGGUUCUGAAGUUGAUGAGAGUUACUGUGAUGCUUUGACUCGACCUGAGCCGACAUACGAGUUCUGCACAGGCAGAGAGUGUACACCCAGGUGGGAGACGAGCCGCUGGAGCGAGUGUUCUCGGACAUGUGGUGAGGGAUUUCAGUUUCGAACGGUGCGCUGCUGGAAGAUGAUGGCACCAGGCUUCGACAGCUCUGUGUAUGAUGAUUUGUGCCACGCUGCCGAGUUGCACAAGCCCAUGGCACGCAAAUCCUGCAGGAACAAAUCCUGUGGCCCUCAGUGGGAGGUGUCAGAAUGGUCUGAGUGUUCAGCACGGUGUGGCCGUCGGGGUGUGAGGAGCAGGGAGGUGCGAUGCUCCAUGGAUGCUCGUUUGUGUAACGAGUCCACACGGCCCAUUAAUCAGAGGGAGUGUGACGGACCGCCGUGUGACCGCAGGUGGAUUGUGUCGGACUGGGAACCGUGCUCAGGGCCAUGUGGAGAAGGCCGCAUGAUGCGUUACGUGGUGUGUAAGAGCGGGAAUGGGAAGGUGAUCUCUGAUGGUCACUGUGAUCGGGAGCUGAAGCCCCUCACCGUGCAGCCGUGUGGAGCCCCAGACUGCCCCGCACACUGGGUAGAGCAGGAGUGGGAACAGUGUAACGCCACGUGUGGACGCGGGCUAAAAAGCAGGCAGGUGGUGUGUGCCGGGCUCGAAGCUGGCGUGUUUAAGGAGUUUCCGGAUCACGUGUGUGCUCACUCGCCCAAACCCGAGGAGAACGCCGCUUGCUUCGAGAGGCCUUGCUCCAAAUGGUUCACCACCUCCUGGUCUCAGUGCAGUAAGACAUGUGGGAGUGGUGUGAGAGUGAGGGAAGUGAGAUGUUACCAGGGAGAGGAGAUCGGCCACAGCUGUGACUCCACAUUGAAACCUCAAGCCAGACAGAGCUGUGAGGUCCAGGCUUGUCCUACAGAGGCACCAGCGGAGGAUGUUUGUGAAGACAAAGCGACAGCAAACUGUGCGCUGGUGUUGAAAGUAAAGCUCUGCACACACUGGUACUACAGGAAGGCCUGCUGUCUGUCCUGCAAGACCAAAGGUCACUAAAGAGCUGCUGAACCCUAACUGGGCCAUUCCACUCAAUGUGAAGAACCCCAAAUGUACAAACACACACACACACACACACAUACACUGUAACCCCCUAUGACCCUAAACGUUUACCCCAAAAUCGACACCCAAAAAGGACACCCCAGCUGUUUAUAGUCUAACAUGUUACCUAUAACUACUCUAACUAUAACUUGUGAGAAUAAAAGCUAUGCUGAUCAAAUAGCUCUUCAGAUUUAUAGCUCACAGGCUACACUGUAACUUGUGAUCCUUAAUUCAAGACUAUUCACUGAUUGCGCUAAACCCAGAAACUACACUUUUAUACUAAAUAACCUAAUUAACUGGCAACAGUUUACUGAUCUAGAAACUAUUAAACUGGUGACUGUGUGUAUAUUCAAACUAUCCACUGAUCUGUACCUCAUAAUACCUCCCUAUGUCAUGCCUUCACAAUACACAAUAACCUGUUACCCUCAAUCAACUACAACCUAAACCUUACUCUACAAGGUUAAACUACAUACACAACCCCCUAUACAGCCCAGAACCUGACACCCGUCCAGAGCAUAAUAAUAAAGACGAGACAUGCUUUUCUCAUGUCAUGAGCUAAUUACAGUGCUCCAGUCCCAUGAAUGUGAGGUUUUAUAUAUCAGUACAGUCUUCAGUUUUCUCUGGACCGCUUGCAGCUCACAAAAACUUUUGGGCCUUGAGGCUGGAGGUUUACCUGUCAUUUAUUAAUUCCACAUUAUCUGUACCCUUUAACUACAUCAGAUUUUCUAUUGAAAAUGUUUGGGAUUAUUUUUUUUUUUUUACCUCACACUGAACACUUAAGCUAUACCAAAACUUUCACCCCCACUAUUUAUCCUCACCUGUACGCCUGAUCCGUAUUCUAAUCCCGUACCCUAACCCGUUCCACUAAAUCUUUUCACACUUGGUACACUGAACCCCCAAUUUACCCUCUAACCUGUAUCCCUAAUCUGUACAAAGAAGGUGCUAUAUUAAGUGGGGUUGUGGUCAUCAGGCCACUCAGGCAGCUCCCCUCACUGCACAGGCUGUUCCUGAUCCGUGAUAAAGGAUACGCUGUUUUAUUACUGAACGCAUGGAACACGCCGCUCUCUUGUACUGUAUCACUGAUUCACUGACACACACUUUUCAUAUUUGUACAAAGUUGCUUAUUUUUACUGAAUGUUGUUUGUGGUGACCUGUAAUGGAAGACGAGGGGGAAAAAGAAAGAAAUAAAGUCACUGUUUGGCUUUGGUGCAUUCGUGUACUUGAGACAGAAUUAUAAUGGACUUUUGUUAUAUGUGUUAUUAUAUAUAUUAUUAUGUGUUUUUUUUCGCACAAUGGAACUGGUGGCUUCAUGCCACAUUUCACAAGCUCUCUACAAAUGCAGGAAAUGUGCUGUAAUGUUCUGCCCUUAUCAGACUUCUGCAAUUGUGCAGUCUGAAGUUAAACACAUCAACAAAUUGCAAGCUAUUUUCCUUCCGUUUGCUAGAUUCAGCAUGUUAUUGAUCAUCACAUUAUAUGCUAAGUGUAGGUAUUACAAAGUUUGUGUAUUUAAACAAGUAGCAGGAAACAUAUCCACUGUUUAUUCAGUAUGGAACUCUAGCUUGGUUGAUGAUGGUACACUAUAUUGCCAAAAGUUUUGGGACACCCCUCCAUAUCAUUGAAUUCGGGUGUUGGGCUCCGGCCCCUUAGCUCCAGUGAAAGGAACUCUUAAUGUUUCAGCAUACCAAGACAUUUU